AUGUAUAUCCAGAGGAGUCUUCUUCUGCUCGUGGCGACUGUGCUGAGUGCGCACAGCAUAUGGGCCAGGAGCGCAGCACCCAGGCAGGCAUAUGGCUACAGCAUGCCUCUGUGGCAGUUCCAGUUCCCCGAGAAACCUCCGACCAGCCAGGAUCAUCCCAACGAAGCCCCGGAGCCCCGACUCAUUGGAAAUGUGGAUGUGGGCUUUGAGGAUGAUUUGGUGGCUGAUCAACAGCUGCAACAGAUACUUCUUCUGUCGCCCGGCCUGAGUCCAGCCCAGUUCCUGCAACGCUAUCAGCCCCGGAGUCAGAGCGACGUAAAUGGCGGCCGCUCAUGGCUGGGCCACUUUAAUGGGAAAAAUGGUGGCAGCAGCGGUGGCAGUAGCGGUGGCACCACAUUCGUUGUAAUACAAGCGGGUAGUGUUCCAAAUAUCACCAAUACCAAUAACAACAUCAUAAACAACACGGCUACCAAUCCGGCCGCUGCUGCAGCGGCGGGCACCCGUAUUGGAGAGUUCAUUCGCAGCCCGAUCGCAUAUCCGGGAAGCACGUAUUUCCGCACGCGCCAGGACGAGGCGUCCUCUCUGCCAUACUCCGCCGGCCUGUAUGGAUGGAAUGAGGCUGCUCUCUAUGGGUCAGCCUUGGAUGGACGUCUAGGAGGAGGUUUGGACGGAGGAUUGGCUGGAGGUUUCAGCGGUUUGUCUACUGGAUUCGGUGGUUCUGGAUUUGGCAAUGGCGUUCCACUAGUGCCCAUUACCAUUGGCAACGAGGUACGCUACGUGCCACUCAACCUGCGCAUGUUCCGCCAGCUGGCCAGCAUCCCCAUCAGAGAGAACGAGGAGCGGGAGCGAGAGCGGGAGCAGGAGCGAGAGCGGGAGCAGGAACGAGAGCGGGAGCAGGAGCGAGAGCGGGAGCAGGACCGAGAGCGAGAGCAGGAGCGGCCUAUCGUAGAGGAUUUAUCCGUGCCAAUGGCUGACAAUUCCGAGCCCGAGGACCUCAUUGAGACUCUGACCAAUGGCGCUAGUGACACCCCAUCGAUGGCACCAUCGGACUUUGGCCGCUUGGGCCAGCGGCUGAGGCAGCGUCCCAUGAUGAGGAGGAAGCAGCUGCAGAGCUUUGCCCAGAAUAUUCGUCGAGUGCAGUAUCUUUGAGGCGGAACUCGGAACUCGGCACUCGGACCCCGGAACUCUGUCCUCCUAUGAGAAAGGAGAUCUAGCAAAUGGAAAUGUCUUUCUAUCUAUCUAAGCACUUUUUUUUUAUAAAUUUAAAAGCAAAUGGAAAAGAAUACGUAAUCGAAAUAAAACUAGA
Messenger RNA from Drosophila miranda, 1306 nucleotides. Its product is annotated as neurogenic locus Notch protein. Bases 1 to 1149 code for a protein of 382 amino acids. The transcript has a single exon. Lineage: Eukaryota; Metazoa; Arthropoda; Insecta; Diptera; Drosophilidae. The record is from RefSeq and is a predicted model, not a curated record.